Messenger RNA from Cladocopium goreaui, 3201 nucleotides. The record is from the annotation of a GenBank genome assembly. Lineage: Eukaryota; Dinophyceae; Suessiales; Symbiodiniaceae.
AUGGAUGGGACUGACAAAGAUCUCGGUUGGGAGGCAAGGCCAUUUCAAAUGUCAACGGAGGCAACGCAGCUUCAAAGGAUGUUGGCGGCAGGGGAGUUGCUGGUCGCCCUGCUGUUGGCGGGUCGAUUGAGGCACACCAUGGACUUACCAGGGAACAAUAUCUCAGAUGCGGUCACCAGCGCGAUGAUGAACCAGUUUGCCAGAGAACUGACAACCAAUUCCCUGAGCUUAUGGCCACAAUUUGUACAAACGACUCGACGAUAUUUCAAUGUUCACCAUGGCUACGUGCUGCGCAAGAUUCUGUGGCAACUAAUUCCGUUCCACAGUGCAAAGAGCAAGUCCACCGACGGCGAGUUGGGGGGAGAAAAGGACUGGACAGUGCGAGUCUUUGAGGGCCUGGAAGUUGACAUCAAGGAGCCUGAUUUAUACAUACCUACAAUGGGUUUUGUGACCUAUGUUGUUCUCUACGGCAUGGUGCGUGGAGUCCAGGAGGAUUUCUCUCCGGAGGUCUUAUCUGCGACGAUCAGCUCGACAUUGGUGAUCUUGAUUUUGGAGCUGGCAGUGAUGAAAGGAGCUCUUUUUAUGUCCGGUGCUGUGAACACAUCAACAUUGGAUCUUUUUGCCCUGUUGGGGUACAAGUUCCUCUACUUGUCGCUACAUCUUGGCCUCGGCUUGCUGUGGGGACACGGUGCAAAGCCAUCAGGUUUCAUCUACAGCGUGCUGACUUUGGGCCUGGCUGUCAGCUGUGGUGUUGCUCUUUGGCAGGCGGGACUCUCGAAGUAUGGCAAGUACUGUGAACGAUGUGCUGUGGAAAUGGAAGCUGUCUGGAGACAGCCAUCGUUCCUUCCAUUGCUGGUGUUUGCUUGCUGUAAUUCCGGAGCAAAUUUGAAGAGGCGACUCUUCGGCUUCAUUGGCGGCAAAGGCACAGGAGUUACGGGUGAGCUAUGGGAGAAAUUGGUGAACCUUGAGAAUCUUGAGGAGGAAUUGGAGGAACAGCCCAGGAGAGAAGCGCUGGUUUCUUGCCUGUCGAGAUGUCCCGAAAAUUGCUAUGCUCUGGUGGUUUUGUGCGUUGAGUCCAUGGAGACUCAGCUCGCCAAGAAGGACUUUGAUGCCACGGCGGAGACCAUCCUGGCCAAUGCCAUCGUUAUACUCUCUUACCUCUUGGCAGCCCUUCCACCAGCAACAGCACGAGGUUCUGCUGAAAAGGCCGCAGAAGCUUCUAAUGUAGCCUUCGUGGACAAGCUGUGGCAGGUUGAGUCUGGGCAAAGACCUCUUGGUGAGAGGAUCGCAGAUGCGAUCAUGCGCGCCUUGUUCCGAGACGGCUUUGCAGUGGAAGGGCCUGAGGACAAGGAUGCACCACAGGCAGAGAAAGGCAUCGUUCCAGCCUUGAUUUGGCAAGAAGGAGUUGGACCAGAGGGAUCUAGUCAGCCAAAGAAUGACCUGCAAGAGAACAGGAUGGUUGCACUGCAGUUGCUGGUGACAUUUCUUUCUGGUGGAGCUCCCACGGCACCGGUGCUUCAGGACACAACUGAAGAGGAUGCUGAGAGCAUUGACACGAGACUUUCCAGGCUGGUCAUCCUGGAUGCUAGACCGCUGGCGUACCUGACGAAUCCAUGCAGGACGGUGCCUUUCAGAGGCGAAUUGUUCUUUUCUUUGUUGUCUGUGGCGUUAGGUUACGAUCCUCACGGUUUUGGAGUGCCCUACGGUGGCUACUUCGCUGGAGCAAAGCAAGAAGCCUUCGCUCAUGUUUGCCUCCAGGCCGUUGGAUUGCUGCUGCAAGACGUCCGUGAUGCCACUAAUUCUCAAGGUGAUUUAUCCAUCUCCUCGAGCCUGAUCAUCAAGCGGCCGCAGGAGCUCCUGGCGACUCGCUCGAAAUCCAUUGGCUCCAUCCCGGAAGAUGCCGAAGGGUCUCCUGUGCAGCAUGCCUUUCGAGAGCUCUUGGCCAACAUCAGUUCAACCAGAGAGGUAGAAUUCAUGGUGGAUGGGGUGGUGACACUUCUUGGUACAGUCAGUAAGGAGAAAGGAAGCUAUUUGCCAAGCUCUAUGAGGCUACCUCCAUUCCUCCCGGAGCUUCUGAUUGUCGUUUUCCACUUGACAGCCUGUCCAAAGUUCGUGGCAGGUGCCUGUGCUGAAGACAUCAUUGGCUUGAUAGAGGGCGUUCUCUUGGCAGCAAGCCAGGCUCCGGAGCAUGUGUGUGAGACAACUUUGAGCCUGAUUGAGGCGGCAAUUCUGCUGAAUCUCACCUCGUACCGGGAAGUUUGCGCUGAACUUGAAGAGGACUAUGAGGGCAAUGCGCCAGAAAGUGUUCCGGACUUCGAGGGAUCAGUGGCGGACCUUGUGGCAAUGGCAGCAUUGACGCAGGCCAGCGAGUUCUUGAACAAGAGCAAGGCGAGCACAGUGCAGGACAGCAUCGUGCAGAUGAGCUUCGCGACUGUCGCCAACGUUUCUGCCUUCGCGGACGGGCUUUGCAUGGAAGUAUCAUCUCGAUUGUUUUCUCUAUUUGAGCGCUGUGCCAAAGCAGUGCAGCUCAAGCGCAACAGGCAAGGCAUUGCCAACCAUCUUCCCCUCCUUUUGGAAGUCUUCGACAAUGCCCUCCAGUACAGAUACUCGAGCAAUACGAAUCUUGCUUACGGCCUGAUGACCCGACAGGCCAUUUUCCGAGAUCUUGUCUCGUUCGUACCACAGGUCCAGACUGCUGAUGUGGCUCAGGAGGGUGACAAUGCUCUAGAGCUGAAUCGGCAAUGGCAGGAAGCAGUUGAGGUUCAUCUCUUUCCCAUUGCGGGUCUCCUUGAAGCAACGGUGCCAAUUCUGGAAGCAGAGGUGGAAAAGCACGAGAUCUCAAACUCAGACGAAGCCAAGGAGCUGCUUCCCAGGUGUAUACUGGGGUUAAUGCCUCCUCCACAUGCUUUCCAGUUGAGGAACCUCCGACGGUGCGCUGCAACGCACGUUGCCUGCGAGCACGUGCUGGCGGCAUGCCUCAGCGAUGGACCCUACUCUCCCCUUUGGGAUACUGAGGAGGAGUCCACUCCACAUGCUUCCCAGGCCCACAGGGAUACAAAGUCUGAUUCGAAAAAUCGAGAGAGUGGCAGACGAGCGAGAAGCACCAGCCGUUCCAGAGGUGGGGUUCCACAUCCGGACAAAGCUUCGGGCGGCUUGGUUACUCCCAAUGGAAGUGGGCUAAGUGAUGGUACAUGCAGCUGA